Chrysochloris asiatica (Cape golden mole) is the source of this 945-nucleotide messenger RNA. Its product is annotated as olfactory receptor 52K1-like. Gene Ontology annotation, molecular function: G protein-coupled receptor activity; olfactory receptor activity. Bases 1 to 945 code for a protein of 314 amino acids. Gene Ontology annotation, cellular component: membrane. The transcript has a single exon. NCBI's taxonomy places the organism in Eukaryota, Metazoa, Chordata, Mammalia, Afrosoricida, Chrysochloridae. The record is from RefSeq and is a predicted model, not a curated record. Gene Ontology annotation, biological process: G protein-coupled receptor signaling pathway.
AUGUCAGCCUCCAAUAUGACCUCAACCCAUCCAGCUGUCUUUUUGUUGAUGGGAAUCCCAGGCCUUGAACACCUGCACACUUGGAUCUCCAUCCCUUUCUGCUCAGCCUAUUCACUGGCUCUGUUGGGCAACUGCACCCUGCUCUUCAUCAUCCACUCUGAUGCAGCGCUCCACGAGCCCAUGUACCUCUUCCUGGCCAUGUUGGCAACAAUUGACCUGGUUCUGUCCUCUUCAACACUGCCCAAAAUGCUUGCCAUUUUCUGGUUCAGGGACAGAGAGAUCAACUUCUAUGCCUGCCUGGUUCAGAUGUUCUUUCUCCACUCCUUCUCCAUCAUGGAGUCAGCCAUACUGUUGGCCAUGGCCUUUGAUCGCUAUGUGGCCAUCUGUAAACCACUUCACUACACCACGGUGCUAACUGGGUCCCUAAUCACCAAGAUUGGCAUUGCUGCUGUCGGCCGAGCUGUGACUCUAAUGACUCCACUCCCCUUUCUGCUCAGAUGCUUCCACUAUUGCCGAGGCCCAGUGAUUGCACACUGCUACUGUGAGCACAUGGCUGUGGUAAGGCUGGCCUGUGGAGACACCCGCUUCAAUAACAUCUAUGGCAUUGCUGUGGCCAUGUUUAUUGUUGUGUUGGAUCUGUUCUUUGUUAUUCUAUCAUACAUUUUUAUCCUUCGAGCAGUUCUACAGCUUGCCUCUCAGGAGGCCCGUUACAAGGCAUUUGGGACAUGUGUCUCUCACAUAGGUGCCAUUCUAGCCUUCUACACACCCGUGGUCAUCUCCUCAGUUAUGCAUCGUGUGGCCCGCAGGGUUGCCCCCCAUGUCCACAUACUACUUGCCAUCUUCUAUCUACUUUUCCCACCCAUGAUCAACCCCAUCAUCUAUGGUGUUAAGACCAAGCAGAUUCGUGAGCGAGUCAUACAACUAUUCUUAAGAAAGACUGCAUAA